Molecule: messenger RNA, 1359 nt
Organism: Arachis duranensis
Lineage: Eukaryota; Viridiplantae; Streptophyta; Magnoliopsida; Fabales; Fabaceae
Exons: 7
Coding region: 55-1359 (434 amino acids)
Source: RefSeq, a predicted model, not a curated record
UUUUGGUGCCUGCUCUGGCUGACGACAAUAUACCAAAUUGAUUUUCGUUUCGUCAUGGAGGGACCAAAACCAGUUUCUGCUGCACAAGGAAGCGCAUCAAGGAAUCCAGAUGAAACAGAAGCAAAUACGAGAAAAUUACUGGAGGCAGCGCGAAGGGGAGACUUAGAGGAGACCUUAAAGUUGGCGGCGGCGGAGAGAGGAGCAAUCAGGGCAGAGGUGAUGACGUACUGGCGGGGAAGAGCACUUCAUAUUGCACUUACGUUUGGGCAUUUGCACAUUGUUGACAAGUUAGUGCAACUCAUGUCACCGAAUGAUCUUGAGCUGGCAACUGAUUCAAACACAGUGUUGUGUUCUGCUGUUUUAAAUAAGGAUGAGAAUUUUAACAUUUCAGCUGCAAAAUGCAUCGUCGCAAAACAUGAUAGGUUGCUCACUCUUCCAACCCCAUAUUAUUGGAUUCCGGUGACAUGGGCUGUUGAAUUGGGCCACAAUGAACUGGCUCGCUAUUUGUAUUCUGUCACUCCAUUUCAUGUGUUGCGCCCUGAAAAUGGCAAAUAUGGCGCUGAUCUUCUCGUCAGGUGCUACUAUUCCAAGAUGUUUGAUGUGGCUGUGGACUUGUUGAGGCGUUGUCCAAGAUUAGCAAUGCGUAAUCAGGGUCAGGGAGCUGGGGAUAACUUAUUGUUGACGUUAGCAAAAGCACCUUCCUCGUCACUAGAUCAAAUCCGGUUCCCAUCUUGGAAAAGAUGGUUCUAUGAAAGGAUCCACGUGCACCUAGCCCAUGAAUUUAAUCUAGAUGAAGUUGUUAAUCCCGUUGCGGAAGUUAAUGACAGCAUCAGAGAUAAUUAUGCAAGGAGUGCUGGUAGUGAUGUGGCUGUGGACUUGGCGAGGGAUUGUCCAAAAUUAGCAAUGCGUGAUCAGGGAGCUGGGGAUAAAAGCCAAUUCCCAUCUUGGAAAAGAUGGUUGUAUGAAAGGUUACUGCUCGGAUUGGUUGGGAAUAUUGACAAUUUAUUAGGAAUUAAGAAAAUACGCGAAGCAAAGUUAGGUCACCAACAAUAUCUUGCACUCUUACGUGCUACAUGUAGAGGAGUGACUCCUUUAAAUGAUAAAGAAAUACAAGAAAGUGGAAUAAGGAAUGCGAUAUUUGAGGCAGCAAAACGAGGGAAUGCUGUAUUCAUUGUGGAAGCAUUAAAGGUGCACUUUACACUUUAUGCGAUCCAUGAUGAAAAAAGGAGGCGCAUAUUUUCCCUCGCUGUGGAGUAUCGUCAAGCAAACGUUUACAAUCUUAUUCAUGGCCUUAGUGCGAAACCUUUUCUUUCAACCUCCAUAGAUUACUUUGGAAAUUCCAUGCUACACACAACUUAG